UAACAGCUCUGUGCUUUGUUAACAAGGCUGCCUGCAGACUGGGGGAGCAGGCAGAGGACAGCGAGUUAACCCCACUAAAGGCAUCCCAGGAACGCACGGUCCUCCACGUGGCAACAAUGGCGUCUCUGUAGUCUGCCGGAGACUUUAAUGACACCAAGCAAAACCUACUUAGUUUAGAAUUUCAGAAAUUGGAUGGUGGAAAAGCCAGCAUGAAGUUUGCAGGUUUGGUUUGUUUCCUUCUGCUCAUCAUCUGUCAAACUGACUUUGGACAAAAUGAAGAAGCACCUAGGAAGCAGCGGAGGAAGAUGCACCACAGAAGACUGAGGGGCAGCUCCUCGCCUGCCCGCAGGUCCAGCAGGCAGCUGGGGGACCAGCGGACAAUGGUCAUACCUGGAGCAACACGUCCCGUGCUGAACCUGGACUACAGCACAGAGGAAAAGUUUGGCUCUUUUCUAGGUUUUCUUGGAGUAGAAUCAAGUUAUAACGUGUUACCAGGAAAGAAGGGACACUGUCUGGUAAACGGGAUGACCAUGUACAACAAAGCUGUGUGGUCUCCUGAGCCAUGCACGACCUGCCUCUGCUCCAAUGGAAGGGUGCUUUGCGAUGAAACCAUGUGCCCCCCUUUGACAUGCCCCCAAACCAUCACACCGGAAGGAGAGUGCUGUCCAGUCUGCGUGGAUACUGCUUCUCCCCAGCCACUCAGUGGUACAGCCGUAAGUGAUACAAGUGAAUUUUCUGGUGAUUCUUCAGAACAAAGAGAAGCAACCAACUUACCCUGUAAGCAACUGCCAUCUUGUCCGCUGGAGAUGAACCCAGUGUUGCAAAAAGAGGAACUUUGGUUUGAGGAGGAUGAAGAAGAAAUUAAAGAAGAUAAAGAUAAGGAGCAGAAGAAACAGACCGCUGACCUCGGAGAGCAGGGGAGACCCCUCAGUGAAGGGCGGAGCAGAGAAGGGGGAGAGCAGAGACCCCACGAGGAGGGGAGGCAGGCCCAUCAAAGAGGACACCCAGCAAGGGAGGAGGAGGAGGAGGAGGAGAAAGAGGAAGGAGAGGGGGAGGACAAUGACGACGAGGAGGAGGACGGCUAUGAUGAAGAGGAGCACGAUGACACCAUCAGAGGAGACGUGUUCAGGAUGCCCUCAAGAACCCGGGUCCCCCCCUCUCCCAGACGCAUGCCACCUCUGCCCAGCGGGUGCUCUCUGUCCUACAGGACCAUCAGCUGCAUGAGCGCAGGCCUCACACAGAUGCCACCACUCACGGCACCAGAGAUAACAAGCCUGGAGCUUGCUGGCAAUGCCAUCACCUCCAUUCCUGAUGAAGCAUUUAAUGGGCUGCCGAAUUUGAAAAGGCUCGAUCUGAGCAAAAAUAAUAUCACCUCCCCGGGCAUAGGGCCCAAAGCAUUCAAGCUUCUGAAGAAGUUACUGCGCCUGAAUAUGGACGGGAACAAUCUGAUAGAGAUUCCUCCUGACUUACCAUCUGCAUUAGAAGAACUUAAGAUCAAUGACAACAGUCUGCAGGCUAUCAGUGAAGAGAGCUUAUCCGACCUAAAUCAGCUGGUCACCUUAGAACUGGAAGGAAACAAUCUCAGCGAAUCCAACGUCAACCCUUUGGCUUUCAAAUCUUUGAAGAGCUUAUCCUACCUGCGUCUGGGAAGAAAUAAAUUCAGAAUUAUACCACAGGGGCUUCCGGCUUCUAUUGAGGAAUUAUACCUGGAAAAUAACCAAAUUGAAGAAAUAACCGAGAUUUGUUUCAAUCACACCAGGAAGAUCAAUGUCAUUGUGCUACGAUAUAAUAAAAUUGAAGAAAACAGGAUUGCUCAUUUAGCCUGGAUAAACCAAGAAAAUCUCGAGUCGAUCGACCUGUCCUACAACAAGCUCUACCACGUCCCCUCCUACUUGCCCAAGUCACUGCUGCACCUCGUGCUCCUCGGGAACCAAAUCGAGCGCAUCCCUGGCUACGUAUUUGGCCACAUGGAGCCAGGCCUGGAGUACCUGUACCUGUCGUUCAACAGACUCUCAGAUGACGGCGUGGACAGAGUCUCCUUCUACGGGGCAUACCAUUCUCUGAGAGAGCUGUUUCUGGACCACAAUGACUUAAAAUCCAUACCACCUGGGGUACCAGAAAUGAAAGCACUCCAUUUUCUGAGGUUGAACAACAACAAGAUACGGAACAUUCUUCCAGAACAAAUCUGCAAUGCUGAAGAAGACGGCGAUUCAACCCUGGAACACCUUCAUCUUGAAAACAAUUAUAUUAAAACAAGAGAAAUAUCAUCCUAUGCAUUUUCAUGCAUAAGAUCAUAUUCAAGUAUAGUUCUUAAACCACAAAAUAUCACAUAAUUCCAAGUUUUUGUUCAUCACUUA
This is a messenger RNA of Prionailurus viverrinus (fishing cat), 2357 nucleotides long. RefSeq names its product extracellular matrix protein 2 (gene ECM2). Gene Ontology annotation, molecular function: protein binding; collagen V binding; heparin binding. Gene Ontology annotation, cellular component: extracellular matrix. NCBI's taxonomy places the organism in Eukaryota, Metazoa, Chordata, Mammalia, Carnivora, Felidae. Gene Ontology annotation, biological process: extracellular matrix organization; positive regulation of cell-substrate adhesion. The transcript is spliced from 11 exons. The record is from RefSeq and is a predicted model, not a curated record. Bases 210 to 2333 code for a protein of 707 amino acids.